GCGUGAAUUAUAUCGGCGAGUGGUUCUCCAGGCCGGUCCCGCAGUGAUGCGAUGCGCGGCGAUGAGAUGCCGCUUCCGAUAUCGCGGAGUCGGAGAAACCCUCGGCCCUAUCGGCCGCGCCUGCGAAGACGCGCCCGGAGCAAAAGCCAUGAGGUUUGAACUCGACACCAGAACAUUCCUCAGUCCUUGUGAAGGUUGAGAAAGAAAAUAUAGAUCAUUUGCGUGCUGCUGGGAGCUUCCCCGGAAAGGCCACACACCCCCUUGCGUCAGUUUAGUUUUGUGUCCUCUUUCGUCCCUACUCGGGCAAUCAUUCCGUGUUUUGUCUGAAUGCAACCAGAUUCGGAUGAAGCGCGUCCUGUCUCGACGCCUAAGAGACCAAGGACCACCGAUGCAGCCCCCAAUGGCUCCGUGAACGGGCAUGCCGACAGAGAAAAGACCCCUGAAGGCAAGCCAGCGAAGAGGAUCAAGUCGACGCCCAAGAAGCCUGCCACUGAUACCCCAGCUGCCCUGAAAGCAUCGGGUCUGAAGACGCCUACACAUAAGAACAAGGCGAAAGCUUUGUUCUCGACGCCUGCGAAACAGACCGCUGCGCCUGUCUCUCCGACCAAGGCUCGAAAUGCCGACCGGUCUGCAAAGAAGAAGAGCGCUCGCCUGCUCUUGGAACAGGACGAGGACGAAAUAUGGGAUGGAGCCGACCGGCUCGCCGAGGAAAUUCUAGGCGACAAUGACACCACGAUACCGACGGCUGCGGAGGGAGACGGGGUGAUACCAUCGGUCGAGGCAGGGUCGGAGCCAGCAGCAGCAGAUACAACAGCGCCAACCCCCAAACGACGAGCCGGAAGACCGAAGGGAGCCAAAAACAAACGCUCACCAACGCCGGAGGGCGAGCUCCCGGCACAUGAACGCUACUUCUUCCAGAACCGGGCAGGCCCGCCGCGGACGUCAAACAACAAUCUGAGCAAGGUGAAUCUCCUGACGCAUGAGGAGUAUUUUGAAAAGAUGGCGCAGUGGGUGGACCCAUUGCAGGAGGAGAAGGCUCUGUUGCUGGACCUCCACUGUCGGUCCUUCCCUCAAUGGGACUUUGAAUUCGAUCAGGGGUUCAAUAUUUGUUUGUACGGCUACGGAUCCAAGCGCCGACUGCUGCAGGCGUUUGCCGACUGGCAGUACUGCCGACACCACAACGACGACGACAACAACGACGACAGUGAGAACCCCUCAGUUGUCAUUGUCAAUGGCCACACACCGGGCGUCUCGAUCCGGACCAUCUUCGCGACGAUCGUCACGGCGGUGUUGGGCGCCGACAUUCCGUCGAAGAUGGGCUCACAGCCGCAAGAGGUCUUGGAACUUCUCCAGUCUAGUCUGAACGCCCGCGGCCCCUCGUAUCCCCCAAUUACCGUGCUCAUCAACUCCAUCGACGCCCCCUCCCUUCGGCGCGCCGCCAACCAAGCCCUCCUAGCCCGCCUGGCCGCCACCCCGCAGAUCCACCUCCUCGCCACAGCCGACACGCCGAACGUGCUCCUGAUGUGGGACCUCAGCCUGCGCGACCAAUUCAACUUUGUCUUCCACGACUGCACGACCUUCGUACCCUUCGACGCGGAGUUCGACGUCGUCGAGGAAGUCAGCGCCCUGUUGGGCCGCAAGGGCCAGCGCGUCGGCGGCAAGGAGGGCGUGGAGUUUGUCCUGAAGAGUCUUCCCGAGAACGCCCGCAACUUGUACCAGUUGCUUCUAACGGAGCUGCUCGCCUCUACGGACGAGGGCCAUCUGUCAGACGACGAGAUGGGCGGGCUCGCCACCGGAGGAGAGGGACGGGAAGAGGCCGGUAUCGAAUUCCGCACCCUCUACCAGAAGGCGGCCGAGGAGUUCAUCGCCAGUUCCGAGAUGAUGUUCCGCACGUUGCUCAAGGAAUUCCACGACCACCAGAUGAUCACCUCCCGGAUCGACGCGAGCGGCAUGGAGAUUCUCGGCGUGCCGUUGAGCCGGGAGGAGAUGGAGGGUGUUUUGGAGGAUCUGGUUUUGGCUUGAGCUAAGCUUUGGUGUGGUGCUGAUGCUUGAUCAAGAUGGACAUCCCUACGUGAAAGAGUAAACAAAGAUAUGAUACCCUGUAUAC
Aspergillus saccharolyticus JOP 1030-1 is the source of this 2107-nucleotide messenger RNA. Its product is annotated as origin recognition complex subunit 2. Lineage: Eukaryota; Fungi; Ascomycota; Eurotiomycetes; Eurotiales; Aspergillaceae. Gene Ontology annotation, cellular component: nucleus; nuclear origin of replication recognition complex. The record is from RefSeq and is a predicted model, not a curated record. Gene Ontology annotation, molecular function: DNA replication origin binding. The coding region runs from base 328 to 2022 and encodes 564 amino acids. The transcript is spliced from 2 exons. Gene Ontology annotation, biological process: DNA replication.